UGGCUGCCCGCCACGGGCCGGAGCAAGCGCGACGCCAACAGCAGCCCGCAGUUCCCGGCGCCCACCUACCAGGCGUGGGUGGCCGAGAACCGGCCGGCCGGCACCCCCGUCAUCUCGCUGCAGGCCGCCGACCCGGACGAGGGGGACGCGGGGCGGCUGGCCUACUCGCUGGACGCGCUCUUCGACAGCCGCUCCGGCGCCUUCUUCGCCAUCGACCCCCGGAGCGGGCUGGUGAGCACGGCGGAGGAGCUGGACCGGGAGACCAAGAGCACCCACGUCUUCCGGGUGACGGCUGUGGACCACGGCACGCCGCGGCGCACGGCGCUGGCCACCCUCACGGUCACGGUGAGCGACGCCAACGAUCACGACCCCGUCUUUGAGCAGCGGGAGUACAAGGAGAGCGUGCGGGAGAACCUGGAGAUCGGCUACGAGGUGCUGACGGUGCGGGCCACCGACGGCGACGCCAGCGCCAACGCCAACAUCCUCUACCGCCUCCUCAACGGGGACGGGGCCAACGAGGCCUUCGAGAUCGACCCCCGCUCCGGCGUCAUCCGCACCAAGGGGCUGGUGGACAGGGAGGCCGUGGAGUCCUACCAGCUGGUGGUGGAGGCCAACGACCAAGGGAAGGAGCCGGGGCCCCGCAGCACCACCGCCACCAUCCACAUCGCGGUGGAGGACGACAAUGACAACUCGCCGCAGUUCAGCGAGAAGCGCUACGUGGUGCAGGUGCCUGAGGACGUGGUCCCCAACUCCCACAUCCUGCAGGUCACCGCGACGGACCGGGACAAAAGCAACAACGCCCUGGUGCACUACAGCAUCAUGAGCGGGAACACCCGGGGCCAUUUCUACAUCGACGCCCAGACGGGGAACAUCGACGUGGUCAGCCAGCUGGACUACGAGAUGAGCAAGGAGUACACGCUCCGCAUCAGAGCUCAGGAUGGGGGCAGGCCGCCCCUCUCGAACAUCAGUGGGUUGGUAACUGUCCAGGUCCUAGACGUCAAUGACAACGCUCCCAUCUUUGUCAGCACCCCGUUCCAGUCCACGGUGCUGGAGAACGUGCCUGUUGGCUACUCGGUCAUUCACAUCCAAGCCAUUGACGCUGACUCUGGGGAGAAUUCCCGGCUGGAGUACACCCUUGUGGAGACCAGUCUCGAUUUCCCCUUUGCCAUCAAUAACAACACGGGCUGGAUUGUGGUGGCCUUGGAGCUGGACCGUGAGAUGGUGGAUUUCUACAACUUUGGGGUGGAGGCCAGGGACCACGGCAGCCCAUCCAUGACUUCCUCAGCCAGCGUCAGCAUCACUGUCCUAGACGUCAACGAUAACAAUCCUGAGUUUACUCAGAAGGAGUACACCAUGCGCCUGAACGAGGACGCUGCUGUGGGUACUAGUGUCCUGACUGUCUCUGCCAUUGACCGGGAUGUUAACAGUGUCAUCACCUACCAGAUCUCGAAUGGCAACACUCGCAACCGCUUUUCCAUCACCAGCCAGAGUGGAGGGGGCCUUAUCACACUGGCUCUGCCCCUGGAUUACAAACUGGAGCGUCAGUACCUCCUGACCAUCACCGCCUCUGAUGGCACCCGCGUGGACACAGCCCACGUCUUCAUCAAUGUGACUGAUGCCAACACCCACCGGCCAGUCUUCCAGAGCUCCCACUACACCGUCAACAUUAACGAGGACCGACCUGUGGGCACCACAGUGGUGAUCAUAAGUGCCACAGAUGAGGACACGGGGGAAAAUGCCCGGAUCACCUACUUCAUGGAGGACAGCAUCCCUCAGUUCAAGAUAGAUUUGGAUACUGGCGCAGUCACAACUCAGAUGGAGCUGGAUUAUGAGGAUCAGGUGUCCUACACCCUAGCUAUCACAGCCAGGGACAACGGCAUUCCUCAAAAAUCUGAUACCACCUACCUGGAGAUCCUGGUCAAUGAUGUGAAUGACAAUGCACCUCAGUUCCUGCGGGAUAAUUAUCAGGGCUCUGUGUAUGAAGACGUCCCAGCCUUCACUAGUGUCCUACAGGUCUCUGCCACCGACCGGGACUCGGGGCUCAAUGGGAGGGUCUUCUAUACCUUCCAGGGGGGAGACGACGGAGAUGGAGAUUUCAUCAUCGAAUCCACCUCGGGCAUCGUCCGGACCCUGCGGAGGCUGGACAGAGAGAAUGUCCCGCUCUAUGUGCUCAAGGCUUACGCUGUGGAUAAGGGCCUCCCACCUAUGAGGACUCCCAUUGACAUCCAGAUCACCAUCUUGGAUGUGAACGACAAUCCCCCUGUGUUUGAGCGGGAUGAGUUUGACAUCUUUGUGGAGGAGAACAGUCCCAUCGGGCUGGUGGUGGCCCGAAUCACAGCUAGUGACCCGGACGAGGGCACGAAUGCCCAGAUAAUGUACCAGAUUGUUGAAGGCAACAUCCCAGAGGUCUUCCAGCUUGAUAUCUUCUCUGGGGAACUGACGGCACUGAUGGAUUUAGAUUACGAGGCCAAGUCGGAAUAUGUCAUUGUGGUCCAGGCCACCUCGGCCCCUCUGGUGAGCCGGGCCACCGUGCACAUCCGCCUGCUGGAUAAAAAUGACAACAGCCCAGUUCUGAAGAACUUUGAAAUCAUCUUCAACAACUACAUCAACAACAAGUCCAGCAGCUUCCCAAGCGGUGUCAUUGGCCGGAUCCCAGCGUAUGACCCUGACGUCUCUGAUAGGCUUACUUACAGUUUUGAGCAAGGCAAUGAGCUGAACUUGGUCCUGUUGAACCAUAGCACUGGGGAGCUGAGGCUGAGCAGGGCCCUGGAUAACAACAGGCCCCUGGAGGCCAUCAUGCGGGUGUCCGUGUCAGAUGGGAUCCACAGUGUGGCAGCCCAGUGUACCCUGCAGGUGACCAUCAUCACUGAUGAAAUGUUGACCAACAGCAUCACUCUGCGACUGGAGAAUAUGUCCCAGGAGCGCUUCCUGUCUCCCCUCCUGGCGCUCUUCCUGGAGGGGGUGGCAGCUGUGCUCUCGGCCCCCCGCCAGCACGUGGUGCUCUUCAACAUCCAGAAUGAUACGGAUGUACGAGCUGCCCGCAUCCUCAACGUCAGCCUCUCGGUGCUGCUGCCCAGUGGGGCCCGUGGGGGACGCUUCUUUCCCUCUGAGGACCUCCAGGAGAGGCUGUACCUGAACCGCACGCUGCUGGCAGCCAUCUCGGAGCAGCGGGUGCUGCCCUUUGAUGACAACAUCUGUCUGCGAGAGCCCUGCGAGAACUACAUGCGCUGCGUGUCUGUGCUGAAGUUUGACAGCUCAGCACCCUUCAUUGCCUCUGACACUAUCCUCUUCCGGCCUAUCCACCCUGUUAACGGCCUGCGCUGCCGCUGCCCCGCUGGCUUCACUGGUGACUACUGUGAGACUGAGAUUGACCUGUGCUACUCCAGCCCCUGCGGAAGCAAUGGGCGCUGCCGCAGUCGCGAGGGCGGCUACACCUGUGAGUGCCACGAGGACUUCACUGGAGAGUACUGCGAGGUGAACGCCCGCCUGGGCCGUUGUACGCCGGGCGUUUGCAAGAACGGCGGCACCUGUGUUAACCUGCUGGUGGGCGGCUUCAAAUGCGACUGCCCAUCGGGGGACUACGAGAAGCCCUACUGCGAGAUGACCACACGCAGCUUUCCACCCCAGUCCUUCAUCACCUUCAAAGGGCUGCGCCAGCGCUUCCAUUUCACCAUUGCUCUCACGUUCGCCACAAAGGAGCAGAACGGUCUGCUCCUCUACAAUGGGCGUUUCAAUGAGAAGCACGAUUUUGUGGCCCUGGAGAUUGUCCAUGAGCAGAUCCAGCUCACCUUCUCAGCAGGGGAAUCGACCACUGCGGUGUCCCCAUUCAUCCCAGGAGGUGUGAGCGAUGGGCAGUGGCACACAGUCCAGCUGCAGUACUACAACAAGCCCAUCAUUGGGAAAUCAGGGGUGCCCCAGGGUCCCUCGGAGCAGAAGGUUGCUGUGGUGACUGUGGACGACUGUGACACUUCUGUGGCUCUGAAGUUUGGCUCGGUCCUCGGCAACUAUUCAUGCUCGGCCCAGGGAACUCAGUCGGGCACCAAGAAGUCCCUGGACCUGACAGGCCCCCUGCUCCUGGGCGGCAUCCCCAACCUGCCCGAGAGCUUCCCUGUGCGCAACCGGCAGUUCGUGGGCUGCAUGCGGAACCUGCUGAUUGACAACCAGGAGGUGGACAUGGCUGAUUUCAUUGCUAACAACGGCACUGCGCCAGGCUGCUCUGCCAAGAAGAAUGUCUGUGACAGCAACACCUGCCACAACGGUGGCACCUGCGUCAACCAGUGGGACUCGUUCAGCUGUGAGUGCCCCCUGGGCUUUGGAGGCAAGACCUGCAAGCAAGAGAUGGCAAGUCCCCAGCGCUUCCUAGGAAACAGCCUAGUGGCUUGGAGCAACCUGGCCAUCACCAUCACACUGCCCUGGCAUAUUGGGCUCAUGUUCCGCACCCGCCAGGCCAGUGGCAUCCUCCUGAGAGCCAUCGCUGGACAACUGUCCACCAUCGCCCUGCAGCUGAAUGAAGGCAACCUGUUGAUGAGCUUCCACCGGGCCAGUAGCCGUGUCUCGAUGCUGCGGCUGCACCAGGUGAAGGUGAAUGACGGUGACUGGCACCAUUUGCAGCUGGAGCUACGGAGCAGCAAGGACAGUCAGGAGUCCAGGUGUCUGGCUGUCAUGGCCUUGGACUAUGGCCUCCACCAGGUGGUGGAGGACAUCAGCUGUGAGCUGCAUGGGCUGAAGCUGCGUAACCUGAGCGUGGGUGGUGUAGCAGGCGAGUUGGGCGAGGUGCAUCAGGGCUUCCGUGGCUGCAUGCAGGGUGUGCGGAUCGGGGAGACAUCGGCUAGUGCUGUGGCCCUGAAUGUGAACCAGGCUGAGAGGGUGAACAUGGAGCGUGGCUGCAGCAUCCCGGACCCGUGCGACUCAAACCCCUGCCCAGACAACAGCUACUGCAGUGAUGACUGGGACAGCUACUCCUGCAGCUGCGACCCAGGUUACUAUGGAGAUAACUGUGUGAACGUAUGCUCCCUCAAUCCCUGUGAGCACCAGUCUGUGUGCACCCGCAAGCCCAGCUCCUCACAUGGCUACACGUGCGAGUGCCCCCACAACUAUUUCGGGCCCUACUGUGAAAACAAGAUUGACCAGCCAUGCCCACGGGGAUGGUGGGGGCACCCCAUGUGUGGCCCCUGCAACUGUGACAUCAGCAAAGGCUUUGAUUCGGACUGUAACAAAACUACUGGGGAGUGUCGCUGCAAGGAAAAUCACUACCGCCCACUGGACAGCAACUCCUGCCUGCUGUGUGAUUGCUACCCCACAGGCUCAUUGUCACGUCUUUGUGACAUGGAAACGGGCCAGUGCCAGUGCAAGCCGGGUGUCAUCGGGCGCCGCUGUGACCACUGCGAUAACCCCUUUGCUGAGGUUACCACCAACGGCUGUGAAGUGAACUAUGACAGCUGCCCUCGUGCCAUAGAAGCCAACAUCUGGUGGCCCCGUACCCGCUUUGGCCUUCCAGCUGCAGCACCUUGCCCCAAAGGAUCUUUUGGGACAGCUGUGCGGCACUGUGAUGAGCACAAAGGCUGGCUGGCUCCCAACCUCUUCAACUGCACCUCGCUGACCUUUGCCGAGCUCAAGAGCUUUGCAGAGCGGCUGCUGAGGAAUGAGUCAUUCCUGGACACAGGGCAGUCUCAGCAGGUGGCCUUGCAGCUGCACAAUGCCACCCAGCACACAGACGGCUACUUUGGCAGUGACAUCAAGGUGGCCUACCAGCUCUCUGCUCGGCUCCUGGAGCACGAAAGUACUCAGCAGGGCUUUGGCCUGGCUGCCACACAGGAUGUCCACUUCACGGAGAACCUGCUGCAGGUGGGCAGCGCCCUGCUGGACAUCAGCAACAAGCGGCACUGGGACCUGAUCCAGCAGACAGAGGGUGGCACUGCUUGGCUGCUGAAACACUACGAAGACUACGCCAGCGCCCUGGCACAGAACAUGCGCAAGACAUACCUGAGCCCCUUCACCAUUAUCACACCUAACAUCGUCAUCUCUGUGGUGCGGCUGGACAAGAUGAACUUUGCUGGUGCCAAGCUCCCUCACUAUGAGGCGCUCCGGGGCGAGAAACCUGCAGACCUGGAGACCACUGUCAUCCUACCUGAAACUGUCUUCAGGGCCCCCGAAGGCAAAUACACCCCGACAGCCAAUGUCAAGCAUUUCUCUAACUCUGGGGAGGAGCAGGACAGAGAGGAACGUAAAGAGGAGGAGCUGGGCCUGUUUACCCGACACAAGAGACAUCCAGAUCUGGGUGAAGGCCAGGCUGUGGCCAGCGUCAUCAUCUACCGCACCCUGGCAGGGCUCCUGCCAGAGCAGUAUGAUACGGACAAGCGAAGCCUGAGGGUCCCCAAACGGCCGAUCAUCAACACCCCUGUGGUGAGUAUCAGUGUCCAUGACAAUGAUGAGCCAGUGCAGCGGGCACUGGAGAAACCCAUCACAGUGCAGUUCCGGCUGCUAGAGACAGAGGAGCGCACCAAGCCCAUAUGUGUCUUCUGGAAUCACUCCAUCCUAGUGAGCGGGACAGGCGGCUGGUCAGCCAAGGGCUGUGAGGUGGUCUUCAGGAACGAGACCCAUGUCAGCUGCCAGUGCAACCACAUGACCAGUUUUGCUGUGCUGAUGGACAUCUCCAGGAGAGAGAAUGGGGAGAUCCUGCCGUUGAAGACCAUCACCUAUGCCUCCAUCGCUGUCACUCUGGGAGGCCUCUUCCUCACCUUCGUGGUUUUGGCCAGCCUGAGGGCCCUGCGCUCCAACCAGCACAGCAUCCGCAAGAACAUGAUGGUGGCCCUCUUCCUUUCUGAGCUCCUCUUUCUCCUGGGCAUCAACCAGGCCGACAUCCCCUUUGCCUGUACAGUCAUCGCCAUCCUGCUGCACUUCUUCUACAUGUGUGCCUUUGCCUGGGUGCUGCUGGAGGCCCUGCACAUCUAUCGCAUGCUGACUGAGGUGCGCGACAUCAACUACGGCCCCAUGCGCUUCUACUACAUGAUUGGUUGGGGUGUGCCGGCCUUCAUCACGGGGCUGGCAGUGGGGCUGGAUCCUGAGGGUUAUGGGAACCCUGACUUCUGCUGGCUGUCCAUCUAUGACACGCUGAUUUGGAGCUUUGCAGGGCCCAUUGCCUUUGCUGUCUCGAUGAGCAUCUUUCUCCUUAUCCUGGCAACUAAGGCCACCUGUGCAGCACAGCAACAGGGAUUUGAGAAGAAGGGCACAGUCUCGGGCCUGCAAACGGCCUUUAUCAUGCUGCUACUGAUCAGCUCCACCUGGCUGCUGGCCCUGCUCUCCGUGAACAGUGACUCCAUCCUCUUCCAUUACCUUUUUGCUGGGUUCAACUGCCUCCAGGGGCCCUUAAUCUUCCUCUUCUGCAUCGUCUUCAGCAAAGAGGUGAGGAAGGCUCUGAAGUUCAGUUGCAGCAGGAAGCACAGCAUGGACCCCAUGCUCACCACCAAAUCCACCUUAACAGCAGCCUACAACUGCAACAACACGUACAUGGACGGGCGGCUGUACCACCCACCAUUUGGAGACUCCACAGGCUCCCUGCACAGCACCAUUCGCUCAGGCAAGAGCCAGCACAGCUACAUCCCCUUUGUGCUCAGAGAGGAGUCUGGUUUGAACAACAGCCAGGUGCACACAGGGCUGACGGACCCCAGUGCCCUCUUCCUGGAAGCCAAGGAUCAGCCCAAUGAGCAUGACACGGAUUCAGACAGUGACCUGUCCCUGGAAGAUGACCAGAGUGGCUCCUAUGCCUCCACCCAUUCCUCAGACAGCGAAGAGGAUGAGGAAUUCACUGGGGAACCCUGCUGGGAAAACCUGCUCUGCCCCAACAAUGAGAAGCAGCCAGCACACAGCACCCCCAAAGCAGAUGUGUUGGCUCAUAGCAAGCCCUACUGGCCAGGGGAGUUUCUGACGACAGCCAGCGAGAGCGAUGGGCAUGGGGGCUUGGAGAAGCUGCGAGUGGAGACGGCCGAGGUGUCACUGGGGCACUUGGAUGACCUCCCCAGGGUGAACGGGGAGGCACUGUACAAGGAGAAUGUGUUGAUGUCGCUCCCCAACCCUGCUGCCCAGCCCCAGAAAGGCAUCCUGAAGAAGAAGUGCCUGCCAACCAUCAACGAGAAGAACAGCAUCCACCGCAUCCACAACGAGCUCUCAGCCCACAAGUCGGGGACCGUGUUGUCCCACGGCUCCUCAGGCAGCGAUGGGAGCCGGGUGGGGGGGUGUCCUCGGCCCCGCCAGACCCUGCAGGACCAGCUCAAUGGGGUGACACCCAUUGCCAUGAGCAUCAAGGCUGGCACCGUGGACGAGGACUCCUCAGGCUCUGAGAGUGACGAGACCUCCAUUUGAUGGAGCCACCCUGCUCUGCUUAGGCUGCGAGCCAGGACAGCGCCCCCUCCUGCCAGAUGCCCUUUCAAACUGCAGCGAAGAACUUAGCGACCCAAGGGUGCCUCUGUCCAACCUUGUUUUCAGUGCCAAAUGAGCCCCAUCCUGUGUCCUUGUGCCAGGUGGGGCUGGCGGGGGUGGGGGAGGGCAGGGGCGGGAAGACAGAUGUACUUGAACAGAUGCACUUUGGAUCAUGGCUCACACGUCACUGGUUUGCCUCUGAGCGAGGGGGCAGCCUCAUCCACCCUCCCCGUCUUCAGGGAUUACUGCUCUCUGGCCUGCCACAGCUGGAGCUGCCACAUGGACAGACAGGUUGUUUCUUACCUAGUAUAGCCAAUACAAGGAGGCCUGGGUGCCACAUGAGAAGUGUUGCGCGGGGACACCCACGCCUCUGCUGAUGGAGCCUUCGUGACGGGAUGUAGCUGCCCUAAAGGGCAAUAGGAACCAUGGCUGGUGUCCAGGCCUUGCUCCAGCAAGCCCUGCCAUACUCAUUGCCCCUAGUGCCUGGCCUUCCACCUCCCCUGCUGGUGGCUACUCUCCCCAUCCUUUCCUCUCCUCUUCACCCAUGGGGUCUGUCCUGCACCUUGAAAAGGAACUAUAUCAAUGCACUCAGGCCACACACUCUCUCCCCCUUCUCUGUGUGCCAGGGGCCCAUCCUGACUCGGGGUCCUUAAACUAAAGGUCCAUGUUUCUGGAUGGGCCUCCCACGUGUGCACACAGCAUGGCACUUUGGGCAAGCAUAGGCUUGGAAAAGACACCAGAGAGUAUAUCAUGUGGGAGGGCCAGCUGCCCUGUCCCACUUCCUCCUCAGACACCCAUGGAUAGUCCCAUGCCCCACAGAGAAACCCGUGGAGUCAGGCUAAGACUACACCACCCAACUCCUGAUGACAUAUGGUGGUUUCUCCCACUGGCUGAAUGUGGUGCCUUCCACCCCUGCCCUAGAAGAAAGGUUCAUGUUUCUUGGUUUCCAACUUGGACAGAGGUUGCUGGUGAUGGCUACAUCUAUAAGCAGUUGAGGAGGCCUCUACCUUGCCUGUGCCGAAUUCCCAGCAUGCUGACUCUUGGCUACAGACAGAGAUGCCAACCUUGCUUUAUGCUGCAGUUUUCUAUCCCAGCCAGACGAGACUCUAGCAUGGAGGACUUGUCCCAGUAACUUGGAUUUUGACAAGGGGCUCUUCAUCUUGGGAUCCUGGCCACAAGCUACGUAGAACCUGGCUGUCCAAGUUCCCCCCCAGUGUUGGCUGCCCUCAACAGGACUGAGGGAUGGAUGCUCAGCAUCUCAGACAGGACCUAUGAGUGGACUGGAAAUGGGUUGUGCUUUAAAAGUCUUGGCCAUCCCAUGCCAGGAGUCUGAUUCAACCUCCACUGAAAGGAGCCUUUCAUUCUGAUGCUGGAUCCAGGCAAUAUGGUGAACUCGGCCCAUACAAAAGGGCAAGACAGAUCUUGGACCACCAUCCUGUGGUGCCUCAGGUGAGCCCUCAGUGUGGGAAGUGUGACCCUGCAGCCUGGCAGCCAGAAAGAUUGCCCCUGGCAGGGGUGUGAGACACAUGAGUGCUCUAACCAUUAUAGACAGCAUGUCCGAGACCACAGUUGAAUCACAGCUCUUUCCAGAGCCAGAACAAAGCCACAGCAUGGUUUCAGCACACAGCUCUUGGCACGAGCAGUCUAUUCUCCAUCACGUGCUGUCAUCCUGUGCACAACCCCCCAGCGGGGAGCUGGGGCCCCCAACAAGCUUGGAUCUGGGGUAGCAAAACCACUGCAGUAAAAUCACAGCAGAGUCAGGAAGACGGGGAGAGACUGCUUUCCUUACUGAAGGGAGCCCCACCUCGGUCAGCCCUGCCAGAGGCGGGGAAAAAAUGGCCAAGAUGGACAUGGCCUUCUGAGGCCAGGAUCAGGCUUCCCUGCUUUGGAGCUUGGGACCUGAACAGCACGUGUCAAUCUGUGCUGCCCUGAAAGCCAACCUGUGCGAUCUGACAUCAGCUGAGGAUGUGGCACCUAAUUCUAGCCCCAUGGCAAGGGGCUAUUAAGGGGUAAAUGAGGACAGGUGCCAAAGGUGAGAGAAGGUGCAGAAGUCAACGGCUGGACUUUGCUUGCCUUUAGCUUUCGGAUCAGGUCAUGCAAGAAAGGAUGCGCUGGCAGGGUUGGUAUCGCAGUGGCAGCUUUGACCUCUUCCCCAUGUGGCUGUGCUGAUGUGGGUCUCCUUCGCGGGGCCACUGGCAGGCUCUGUGGCAAGCCGCCUGCUGCCUCUCCUGCCCAUGCUGCAAUUAUUUUGUACAAAAUUAAAAAAAACAAAAAACAUAAAAAAGAAAAAAAAAAAAAAAAACCAAAACAGUGGAGCGAGUGACUGGGUCCCAUGCCACCGGGUGCCGGAGUGGCGCCUGCCUUCUGCCUCAGAGCCUUUGUUUUUCUACACCCUGCUAGGCUGGGUCCAGCUUCCACUUGCUCCUCACCGGGAUGGUAUGGCCUAUACUUUUGGAAAAUGGUUUGUUAUAUAGACCCGUGUGCACAUAUGGACAUCCAGGGACGGAUGUAUUUCGACCAAGGAGGCAGUGAUGGGGUAGACAAGCCCUUAUUUACUCUGGGGUGUUUUUGAAUUUGAUGCCUCUUACAGGCUCUUUUUUUUUUUUU
Gavialis gangeticus (Gharial) is the source of this 11022-nucleotide messenger RNA. RefSeq names its product cadherin EGF LAG seven-pass G-type receptor 2 (gene CELSR2). Lineage: Eukaryota; Metazoa; Chordata; Crocodylia; Gavialidae. The record is from RefSeq and is a predicted model, not a curated record. Gene Ontology annotation, molecular function: G protein-coupled receptor activity; calcium ion binding. Gene Ontology annotation, cellular component: plasma membrane. Gene Ontology annotation, biological process: G protein-coupled receptor signaling pathway; cell surface receptor signaling pathway; homophilic cell-cell adhesion. The transcript has 35 exons. The annotation marks the transcript as partial.